GCCGGGGCGGCGGGGCCAUGGCGGCCCCGGACAGCUGUGUCAAGGUGGCGGUGAGGAUCCGUCCCCAGCUGUCCAAAGAGAAGAUUGAGGGAUGCCACAUCUGCACCUCUGUAACGCCUGGAGAACCUCAAGUGCUUCUAGGGAAAGACAAGGCCUUUACCUAUGACUUUGUCUUUGACCUGGACACGUGGCAGGAGCAGAUCUACACAACGUGCGUGGGCAAGCUCAUUGAAGGCUGCUUCGAGGGCUACAAUGCCACAGUGCUGGCGUAUGGCCAGACUGGUGCAGGGAAAACGUACACCAUGGGCACUGGCUUUGAUAUGAAUAUCUCCGAGGAUGAGCAGGGCAUCAUUCCCCGGGCCAUCGGCCAUCUCUUCAGCGGCAUCGAGGAGCGCAAGCGGGCUGCGCAGAGCCAGGGCACAGCAGCACCUGAGUUCAAAGUCAGUGCCCAGUUCCUGGAGCUGUACAAUGAAGAGAUUCUGGACCUGUUUGACAGCACCCGUGACCCUGAUGCUCGCCACCGCAAAUCCAACAUCAAAAUCCAUGAGGACGCCAGUGGGAGCAUCUAUACCACAGGAGUCACGUCACGCCUCAUCAGCUCACAGGAUGAGCUGAUCCAGUGCCUGAAGCAAGGGGCUCUUUCCCGCACCACCGCCAGUACCCAAAUGAAUGUACAGAGCUCCCGAUCCCAUGCCAUCUUCACCAUCCAUCUGUGCCAGAUGAGAGUGUGCACCCAUCCGGAGAUGGUGAAUGGGGAGGUGACCGGCCUCCCAGACGGAGCCCAGCCCACCACUGAGUAYGAGACCCUCACAGCCAAGUUUCACUUUGUCGACCUGGCCGGCUCGGAGAGGCUGAAGCGAACGGGUGCRACAGGAGAGCGAGCAAAGGAAGGCAUCUCCAUCAACUGUGGGCUGCUGGCCUUGGGGAAUGUCAUCAGUGCCCUCGGAGACCAGAGCAAGAAAGUUGUGCACAUUCCCUACCGUGAUUCCAAGCUCACUCGUCUGCUGCAGGAUUCCCUUGGGGGCAACAGCCAAACCAUCAUGAUCGCCUGUGUGAGCCCAUCCGAUCGGGACUUCAUGGAGACCCUGAACACACUCAAGUAUGCAAACCGGGCUCGCAACAUCAAGAACAAAGUGGUGGUAAACCAAGACAAGACAAGCCAGCAAAUCAGCGCCCUGCGGGCGGAGAUUGCUCGACUCCAAAUGGAGCUGAUGGAGUACAAGGCGGGCAAGCGGGUCAUCGGGGAGGAUGGCUCAGAAGGCUACAGUGACCUUUUCCAUGAGAAUGCCAUGCUCCAGAAGGAGAACAACACACUGCGCAUGCGAGUGAAAGCCAUGCAGGAGGCCAUUGAUGCCAUCAAUAGCAGAGUCACGCAUCUCAUGAGCCAGGAGGCUAACUUGAUGCUGGCUAAAGCAGGCGACGGCAACGAAGCCAUUGGUGCCCUCAUCCAGAACUACAUUCGAGAGAUUGAAGAGUUGAGGACCAAACUCCUGGAGAGUGAGUCCAUGAAUGAAUCGCUCCGUCGCAGCCUCUCGCGCGUCUCUGCCAGACCCCCCUACUCCAUGGGCUCAUCCCCAGCACCUGGCUUAGCUGGCCUGAGCAGUCCUGCUGCUGCAUUGGAGACGGAGGCCUCUGAUGUCCUCCGGCGGGCCAAGCAAGACCUGGAGCGUCUCAAAAAGAAAGAGAGAAGGCAACGGAGGAAGAGCCCUGAGAAGGAAGCAUUCAAAAAGUGUCCAAAGCUGCAGCAGGACAAUGGGGAGGAGACCGAUGAGAACGAGGCUGAAGAGGAGGAGGAGGAACAAGAUGAGAGCGGCUGUGAGGAAGAGGAUGGGCGUGAGGAUGAAGAUGAGGACUCGGGGAGUGAAGAGAGCCUGGUAGAUUCGGACUCAGAUGCGGAGGAGAAGGCUGUGAAUUUUCAAGCUGACCUGGCGGAUCUGACAUGUGAGAUAGAGAUCAAACAGAAGCUGAUCGAUGAGCUGGAGAACAGCCAGCGGCGUUUGCAGACCCUCAAGCAUCAAUAUGAGGAAAAACUGAUCCUACUGCAGAACAAGAUCCGGGACACACAGCUGGAGCGGGACCGUGUCCUGCAAAACCUCAGCACCAUGGAGUGCUACACAGAGGAGAAAGCCAACAAGAUCAAGGCAGACUAUGAGAAACGACUGAAGGAGAUGAACCGGGACCUGCAGAAGCUCCAGGCAGCCCAGAAGGAGCACGCUCGGCUGCUGAAGAACCAGUCCCGCUAUGAGCGAGAACUGAGGAAGCUGCAGACAGAGGUGGCCGAGAUGAAGAAGGCAAAGGUUGCCCUGAUGAAGCAGAUGCGGGAGGAACAGCAGCGGAGGCGGCUGGCGGAGACUAAGAGGAAUCGGGAGAUUGCUCAGCUCAGAAAGGAGCAACGUCGGCAAGAGUUUCAGAUCCGGGCUCUGGAGUCUCAGAAGCGGCAGCAGGAAAUAGUAUUGCGAAGGAAAACCCAGGAGGUCUCAGCUCUGCGCCGUCUCGCCAAGCCCAUGUCGGACCGGGUYGCAGGCAGGAUGAGCCAAAAGCCAGCCAUGCUGGACUCCGGUGCGGAGGUCUCCGCCAGCACCACCUCUUCGGAGCCUGAAUCUGGAGCUCGCUCCGUUUCCAGUAUCGUGCGACAGUGGAACCGGAAAAUCAAUAACUUCUUGGGAGACUCCUCGCCCUCCAUGAAUGGAACUCGGCCUGCCAGGAAGAAGUUCCCUAAAAAGGGGACAAGCCAGACCUUCAGCAAGGCUGCCCGUCUCAAAUGGCAGUCUCUGGAACGACGCAUUUUCGACAUAGUCAUGCAGAGAAUGACCAUUGUCAACCUGGAGGCCGACAUGGAGCGGCUCAUCAAGAAACGGGAGGAGUUGGCGCUACUGCAAGAGGCAUUGCUAGGCAAGCGAACAAAACUACAAGCAGAGAGCCCCAAGGAGCAAAAAGGCCUGCAAGAGCUGAAUGAGGAGAUUGAAGUGCUGGGGGCCAACAUAGACUACAUCAAUGACAGCAUUUCUGACUGCCAGGCUACCAUCAUGCAAAUCGAGGAGACAAAGGAAGAGCUGGACUCCACUGACACCUCUGUGGUGAUCAGCUCUUGCUCCCUGGCUGAAGCCCGGCUCCUGCUGGAUAAUUUCCUGAAGGCUUCCAUUGAUAAGGGGCUGCAAGUAGCACAGAAGGAAGCCCAGAUACGCCUACUGGAGGGACGCCUGAGGCAGACAGAUGUGACCGGCUCUUCACAGAACCACAUGAUCCUGGAUGCCCUGCGUGAGAAGGCAGAGUUGCAUCCUGAGCUGCAAGCUCUGAUUCACAAUGUCCAGCAAGAGAAUGGCUACACAAGUACGGAUGAUGAAGUCUCCGAAUUCAGCCUGGCUUCAGAUGGGAGCUUCUCGCAGUCUUUCACCAUGAAGGGCUCAGCCAGCCAGGAUGACUUCAAGUUCAAGGGAGAGCCCAAGCUCUCAGGGCAGAUGAAGGCAGUAUCAGCCGAGUGUCUAGGACCCACACUGGAUAUCUCCACCAAGAACAUCACCAAAUCYUUGGCGUCCCUCAUGGAGAUCAAAGAGGACGGGAUCAGCUUCUCCAUCCGAGACCCCUACUGUAAGGAGAAAGUGUCCCGAACCAUCAGCCUGCCCACACGAGGAAGCACCUUCCCCAGGCAAUCUCGUGGCUCAGACACUUCACCCCUGACAAGGAGGAAAUCCUAUGACCGUGGGCAACCUGCCAGGCCUCCAGAUGUUGGUUUCACACCUCCUUCAUCCCCACCUACCCGGCCACGCAAUGAUCGCAAUGUUUUCUCYCGUCUGACAAGCAACCAGAGCCAAGGGUCUGCCUUGGACAAGUCUGAUGACAGCGAUUCCUCUGUCUCGGAGGUGCUGAGGGGCAUCAUUAAUCCAGUGGGUGGCACCAAGAAUGCCCGGACAGCCCCACUGCAGUGUGUCUCCAUGGCAGAAGGACAUACCAAACCUGUGCUUUGUCUGGAUGCCACCGACGAGUUGCUUUUCACUGGGUCUAAAGACCGGAGCUGCAAGAUGUGGAACCUGGUGACGGGCCAGGAAAUUGCUUCCCUCAAGGGUCACCCGAACAAUGUGGUUUCCAUCAAGUACUGCAGCCACACAGGGCUGGUGUUCACCGUGUCUACCUCAUACAUCAAAGUGUGGGAUAUCCGGGACUCGGCCCGGUGCAUCCGCACCCUCACAUCUUCUGGCCAGGUGAUCUCUGGGGAUGCAUGUGCCGGUACCAGCACUCGCACUGUCACCAGCGUACAGGGUGAGCAUCAGAUCAACCAGAUCGCGCUCAACCCCAGCGGCACCACGCUCUACGCCGCCACCGGCAACUCUGUCCGCGUCUGGGAGCUGAGCAGGUUACAACCCAUCGGGAAGCUGAGUGGCCACAUCGGGCCUGUGAUGUGUCUCACAGUAAACCAGACUGCAAGCAACCAUGACCUGGUGGUCACGGGCUCCAAAGAUCACUACGUCAAGGUCUUUGAGAUCACUGAGGGCAUGGUGGGCAACAUUGGCCCCACGCACAACUUUGAACCCCCUCACUACGACGGCAUCGAGUGCCUGGCCAUCCAGGGAGACACCCUCUUCAGUGGCUCCAGGGACAACGGCAUAAAGAAGUGGGAUCUGGAGCAGCAGGAACUUAUCCAGCAAAUCCCCAAUGCACACAAAGAUUGGGUCUGUGCCCUGGCCUUCAUUCCUGGUCGCCCCAUGGUGCUGAGUGCCUGCCGUGGAGGCAUGAUCAAAGUGUGGAAUGUGGACACCUUCACCCCAGUUGGGGAGAUCAAAGGGCACGACAGCCCCAUCAACGCCAUCUGCACCAACUCAAAGCACAUCUUCACUGCCUCCAGUGACUUGACAGUGAAGCUCUGGAGUGGGAGGAGAUUACCUACUGGAUCCAACUAGGAGCUGCCAAAAGACUGGAAAAAGUGACAGGAGGGCAAAGGUCUUAGUCCCUCUACCUCACUAUUAAGACCUUAAUAUCUGCAAGAAUUCAGCCCGGUAAUGGGAACUUCUUUGUGCCUGAUCCCACAGGAUGGAUGAUGUCCUGUCUGGUACUUUGUGCACUGCCGGCUUCCAUGAGGAAGCAGCUUUGUGAGGCAUUGUCAUCUCCCCUUUUCCUCCUGCUGCAGCAUCCCGAUGGUUUUCUUGUGACUGGGAAACGCUUCAGCUCCCUUUUCGCUCAGCCUGCUGUAACACUUGAUGGGAUUCCUGGGUGUCGGAUUCCAGAUUGACUCCCUCUUGGUGACAUUGUUUACUCUUCUACUUGAAAUGUGUUCAUGCAGCCUUUGUCAGUGCUUCUUCAGUUGCUGUGGGCUCCAGAGCUGGUUCCUGCAGCAAUCUGUCUCCACCUCACAAUGUCAAAGCUGAUGGGUUUUGCUGGCCAGGACAACAGCAUGGAGGGGGCAGAGUGUGGUAUCCAUAGRUAUAUAACCCAGCACUGAAGGCUGCUUCCCUGGAGAAGUUACGCAUGGGAGAGUAACUCGGUGUGGUAGCAGAUCUGCAUAAGGGUGUCCAGUUGGAUCCAUUCCCCUCAAUCGGUCUACCUGGCCUUAAUGCUUGGAGAUGUGCAUUGGAUUUACCUCACUCAGCUGCUUUGCUGGGCCCUAGCCAUGGGCACAAAGAGUAGGGUCAGCCUGGAGACACCUUCCCUCGAUAACUUGAAGACCAAUUUGCUGCACGUUUCCUUCCCAGUCUCCACAUUGUGRUUAUAAACUUAGCUGAGCCAUUGCCAGGAGGCAGGAUUGGUGCUGGGCAUGGACAUGUGGGACUGGGUUCCAGCAGAGCCCGGAGCCAGAGGAUGCCCAGCAAGCUAUGGGUGUAGCUGGAGGAGAGGUGCGAGUCAUCUGUACUUGAAGCACAGGAAAGGGUUGCAUGCACUCGUCUUGCACUGAUUCACCCCAUGCUUGAAGGACAAGUGUGCGCGUUCUUCAUCCCCUGUAAAUGACCUCACAAAGUUCAGCUUCCGCAGAAGGCUGGGGACUCAUUCCAGGAGUUUGUUUCCCAGAGGACACCACCACUGUUCUCCCUUCCACCUGCUCAAGGGGCCGCCAAGGCCCCCUCACACUGGCACUUUCAUGACCCACUGGAUCAUCCCCCUCCAUCCUGUAUGGUAUCAGACAGGACUUGAUGUGAGACAGCAGAGGAGACGCUGGGAAAGGCACUCUYAUGUUCUUCCUCCCAUUUUGUCACAGAAGAAGCAGUAUUUGAACUCUGAUUUAAGGAUUUCUCCAUGUAAUCCCRCCAGUGCCAAACUGGGACCUCCAGGAUCUGCCUAAUUGCUCUUAAAAAAACACCCACUGUUUUAUCCCUGCUUUCUCCAAGAAUGGGUACUUGAAGACCAAAUCCAGUCUUUUUGCCACCAGGACUCCUCAAGACUAUUCCAGCUGGAAAGUGGGAAUUCUUCUGCAUUCCAAAACACAGGAGCAUCUCUAUUUAUUUGAUGGAUUUUUUGUUGUUGUCUUUUUAGGAAAAAAAAAAAUCCUGCUGCCACAUCCUGAUGGAAGGCAUGGUGGCUUGUUUGUACUCAUGAUACUGACAAGGACAGCGAACAGCCUUCUCCUGACAGUUGCCGAGCUCUGCUCAGCCUGGGAUUGUAGGCUGCUUUGGAGGUGAGGAGACCCCCUGGAGCCCCUAGCACCUGGAGCUGGCUCUGGCACUGCACAGGGGCUGAUGCCAGAGGGAUCCUAGUGUGGURGAGACUGAAGUUCUUGAAUGCAAGCUCCAGGACCUCUCCUGUCACCAGSAGAUGCUGGUGUACCCAGAGAGGUGACAGGA
Messenger RNA from Nothoprocta perdicaria, 6767 nucleotides. RefSeq names its product kinesin family member 21B (gene KIF21B). The transcript has 35 exons. Lineage: Eukaryota; Metazoa; Chordata; Aves; Tinamiformes; Tinamidae. The coding region runs from base 18 to 4895 and encodes 1625 amino acids. Gene Ontology annotation, biological process: microtubule-based movement; mitotic spindle organization. The record is from RefSeq and is a predicted model, not a curated record. Gene Ontology annotation, molecular function: microtubule binding; microtubule motor activity; ATP binding.